GCCAGUUCCACACGCUCCCGACGACCAGAAACCCACCCGAGACACAGCAACCAACGAGAUGGCUGUUGCAGUCCGCCCCAUUCGCAAGUCCUCGAACCUCGAGAACAUCGGGGUCGGUGUGAAGAGCACCUCCCAGAAAGUAUCGCGCGCAGUUUCGCAGACCGUGUUCCGUGACGCGUCCCUCCGCCGUCGGAACCGUGUCCUCAGCGGACUCAAGGCCCCGAAGCCAGACGACGCUGUGAAGCGCCAGAAGCUCGUUCAGCCUGUUGUCCGAGUGAAUCUCCCCACCCCUCCUGCCUCGCCAUGCACGCCUGUGCGGCACUUUGAGAGAAUGCAGAUCCACGAUAGCAGGACCGGCCCGAUCCCACGUACUCUCACUCGCCCGCCCGCGCGGUUGAUCAGCCAGGAGAAGGUGGCCGAUGUGGACCCUGUCCUAGCAAAGGUGCCUGUGCAGUAUGUUCGAGAUGGUCUAAAACUCUUGGGCCCGCACAUGUGGAGGGUCGCUCAGAGCGUCCGUAUCCCACCCUUUGAUGUCAAGCAGACAUAUACCACUGUUAAAGUCGGCGAUGUCAACGCGCAAAUGCCCACACAUCUGCUCGCGGUGUACAAGCGUCCCGCACACGGCAAGGCAAGUGCACGCGGCGUCCAGCUGCACGCCACGCACAACGUUAUCUUCGCCACGCACUGCGCGUCAAUCCCUGUUCUCACAACUGGGCAGCCAACGCCACAAGCGUCAUAUCCCGGUGACAACAUUACGCUUCCCGUGCUCGCUAUGGCCGUCCCACACCCCGAAUCCUUCACUGCGAUCCACGAAUACCUCUACACCAAGGAUCGGGCCGUUUUCGCUGCGCGCAUCGUGCCAUACCCCUCAACGCGCGUCUCGACGCCCGACCCCGCACACACGCACGCCAGCUGGGUCAGCCGCCUCGCGGUGACGUAUAGCCAGCAGGUGCUCAUCACGCACCUCGCCUUUGCGGCUGGCGCGUACGCCAAUAUGUGCGCGCUCGGCAUCCAAGACGACGGCAUGUGGCAUGCGCUGCAGGCGUCGUGGACCGUCCUGCGCGGCGCACUGCUCGUGCAGCAGCAGGCUCAGCGUGCGCAGUUUGCGCACGUGUAAAGCCCUUUGGCACGUCUUCAAUUGCGACACCUUCACCCAUGAUUCUGCGCAUAUGUUUACCACUUGUACAUGCCCCGUAUCCUUAUGUCUAAUAUGGUUGCGUUGGUCCUCGUUUAUGCUCCUUCUUUUCUUCCUGCGACACCCCAGCUUCCGAGGACCCCUAGCUCUCGCACCAGAAUACCGUAAUAAUUCGUAAACAA
Phanerochaete carnosa HHB-10118-sp is the source of this 1317-nucleotide messenger RNA. RefSeq lists its product as uncharacterized. Bases 59 to 1117 code for a protein of 352 amino acids. The transcript is spliced from 2 exons. The record is from RefSeq and is a predicted model, not a curated record. Lineage: Eukaryota; Fungi; Basidiomycota; Agaricomycetes; Polyporales; Phanerochaetaceae.